AUGGCGGACGCAAAGAUUCAAGAACUGCUCGCCAAGCCGCGUCAAGAACUCACCGAGUUCGAAAUCGCACAACUCGAAGAACAUGAAUUCACCUCCGGUCCGCUCUCGAUCCUCCAAACUGCCGUACGCUCGCACACCCAAGUCCUCAUCUCGUGCCGCAACAACCGCAAGCUGCUGGCGCGUGUUAAGGCAUUUGAUAGGCAUUGCAAUAUGGUGCUCGAGAAUGUAAAGGAGAUGUGGACGGAGACGCCGAGGAACAGUAGUGGGAAGAAAGGGAGACCGGUUAACAAGGAUAGGUUUAUUAGUAAGAUGUUCUUGAGAGGCGAUUCCGUAAUCCUCGUUCUUCUCAGUUGA
Molecule: messenger RNA, 354 nt
Organism: Cadophora gregata
Lineage: Eukaryota; Fungi; Ascomycota; Leotiomycetes; Helotiales; Ploettnerulaceae
Gene: SMD2
Product: mRNA splicing protein
Exons: 4
Coding region: 1-354 (117 amino acids)
Biological process (GO): RNA splicing; spliceosomal snRNP assembly
Cellular component (GO): U4/U6 x U5 tri-snRNP complex; catalytic step 2 spliceosome; U5 snRNP
Molecular function (GO): RNA binding
Source: RefSeq, a predicted model, not a curated record